Molecule: messenger RNA, 759 nt
Organism: Neurospora hispaniola
Lineage: Eukaryota; Fungi; Ascomycota; Sordariomycetes; Sordariales; Sordariaceae
Exons: 1
Coding region: 316-726 (136 amino acids)
Source: RefSeq, a predicted model, not a curated record
UUCUUUUUGUACUUUACAGAGUUCUGGCUGAGUCUGGAUUCCUAUGAUCCAACAAACUCCACGUAUCUUCGUCCGACACCGAGCCAUUUUUACAUCGAUGAUUUUGUCGAAAGUACCACAGCGGAAAACGCUUUACUUAGCUGCCUUCCUUCCGAGCAGCGCUACAAAGUACCUUACGUCGGCCAAGCCGCUAUGCUAUAUAUCAUAUUUCUUAGUACGAGGUACAAACUGUUUGUUAAGCUCAAUGCUGCGGAGCAGUUGUGGUCACCCUUCAAGACCUAAGAUGCCCGGCGAACAAGUUCAUCACAAAUACUCAUGUUGCGGAACGUCGAACUUAUGAUGGUUUUAUUACUCGACGUAACGUACCGGAUGCCAUUGGAUGAAAGAGCACUUUCUUCGGGGCGAGCACUGCUGCGCCAACAAGGACGAGCAGCAACACUAAAGCUUAAUCGAACGCUGCAAAGCUGGUCACAUCCGAAGCAGAUUCAGCCUGUGGAACCGAUUCAAAAGAAGAAUCCAAGGAAGAGCCUACGCAUCCUACUCUCUUCCCUGUUCCGUGAAGCAAGACGGACGAUUGAGCCGCGUGUGGGGUGGAUUGGGAUGAAUGUAAAGGGUCAGUUGGAUGAGGAACACAAAGGGGGGCUCGCCGCAGAAGUAUCUGUUGGCGCACGAAGAAGCAAAAGAAUGAUACCACGCGAUGAGGGUUGGGAUGAGCAUAUGGGCUGAAAUGGGGAUAUAUCCAAACACUAUUUGUCUCCA